Giardia duodenalis is the source of this 1302-nucleotide messenger RNA. RefSeq lists its product as uncharacterized. Bases 1 to 1302 code for a protein of 433 amino acids. The record is from RefSeq and is a predicted model, not a curated record. The transcript has a single exon. NCBI's taxonomy places the organism in Eukaryota, Fornicata, Diplomonadida, Hexamitidae.
AUGCCAACGGAUACACCGAGAAGCCUUGCCGACAGUUCAUAUCUACAUGAAAUGUCGCAAAUUGGGGAGGAAACAACAGACCGUCACACGAGACACGUGAGCUAUUCCGUGAAACCUGAGGAGGAUCUUCCGUGGCUUCCACCGCCUGUUUGGAAGACUGUGCUGUGGUUCCUCUUUGACACCGUGAUGAUUCUUAUUUCCCCCUUUAUCCUGCUGCCGUUUUGCUACCUCAUGUCGGGACUGGACAGUCAUCGUUUUGCAGACAUCGGUACCCUGAUGACCGGGUGGAUGGCUGUAGCGUACGUUUUACUUCACCACUACAUGGACAAUGCGAAGUUCAAGAACGCGCUCAUUAGGCUCAAGUGGGGCACGCCGGCCCUCAUAGCAGUGUUUACUCCUGUUAUCAUGCUCAUGGCUGUCGUGGGGACGUACCUGGAGUUCUAUCUCAUUUACUUUUUCACCGGACAGUAUAAGGUGUCCCAUGGUCUUGUGUCGUGGCAUGAAGUGGCCUACUUUCUAACCAUUACCAUGGACGGAUCUGUGUUUUCUGGAAACCUGUUUGGUGUUACGACUGAUCCUGCACAUAAAGCAACGCUCCGAUACUUGCUCUCGUGGAUCAUCUGGAUUGUGUUUGCGACCGACACUCAGGGAGGUCACGGACUGGUGAUAAGCAACGGGAGCUACUACAAUCAGUGGGGCGCAAUUCUCCAGGCUUUCAUCAACUCCUUCUUCUUGACAUAUACGCUCAUAGCUCCGGUCCUAAAGCGGUACCUUGGCCCUAAUAUCACACCCGGGAAUCGGGCCGGGGUCCUCUCUCCUUACUAUGUUUUCUUCUCGCUUUUCCAGUACGCUAUAUGCUACGCCAUCACGGAGAUCAUACUACAUAUAGAAGGCAAGGUAAUCGCGCCGGAUUUCGAUGACGGCGACGGUACCGGUCACGCAGUGCGAACCCACGGAACCUGGAUGGUGCUUACUUAUGUGUUGUUGGCAAUUUGUCAGCUGUGGCACCGCCUUCUUCCCCACUAUAAUCCAAAGGGCUCUGCAGGCUAUGUCUUCUGCCGCUUUGUCAUCUGGAUUCUCCUGAUCUUCGUCUUUGCCAUUGGCUAUCUGGCCUACUUUGAGUUUGUUGUUUGGUGGGCGCUAGUCACGAAGCUUAAGUUCUUAGACGACGCCUCCUACAACACGCACACUCUUAAGCCAUCUUUCACCUUUAGUUUCUCUGCCUUGGGGAUGACUCUUCUCUGGCAGGCGAUGACUCACUAUUCUCGUAAGUCUAACGAAGUCAAAAUCGUCUUUAGAUAA